Messenger RNA from Caenorhabditis briggsae, 1398 nucleotides. The transcript has 6 exons. NCBI's taxonomy places the organism in Eukaryota, Metazoa, Nematoda, Chromadorea, Rhabditida, Rhabditidae. The coding region runs from base 1 to 1398 and encodes 465 amino acids. The record is from RefSeq and is a predicted model, not a curated record. Gene Ontology annotation, biological process: lipid biosynthetic process.
AUGGCUUCGGAAGUCAGUUCACACGAGAUGAAGACGGCAAGAGCGCCUCCAUCACCACCAGCAAACGUUUUCUACAAUUUCAUCGUUACACAUUUGUGUAUUCCAUCUAUCCGGAAAUUCUUUGCCACCUUCCUGGCCAAAUCCAGUGAAAGACUCUUAUUGCAAAUUCCAUCAGUGAACUUCGAUUCUGAGUUUGGCAAUAUCGCAGAAACUAACAAUAACAAUGCACCAUCAAAACCAGUUCUCCUUACUAUCCACAACCCAAUCCACUUCUGUUGGCUAAUGCUUCUGGAUCCAAAGAUGGGACUUGGAGAGACUUACAUGGCUGAUGACUGGUCGUGUUCUCCAAAUCCAACUGAAUUUCUUCGUCUUCUGAUUCGCAGCAAAAAGCAAACACAAGCAGCGUACAAGGCUCAACAUGGGGACAAACCAAGAACCAAAUCUUUCGGAUCUCAAGUCUCGCAAUUUGCCAUUAAUAUUGUUCGCAAGAUUGCUAAAGUUGUCAACUACAUUCAGCAUUGGCUACAAGAGAAUACUCUCACUCAAAGUACCAAGAACAUCCAGGCUCACUACGACCUCGGAAACGACAUGUUCAAGUUGUUUUUGGAUAAGUCAAUGACAUACUCUUGUGCUCUUUUCGAUGCUGAGAAGCCAGUCACGGAUGUCGAUUUUGUUGAACUGGAAAAAGCUCAGUACAAGAAGAUCGAUCGUCUGAUUGAUCAACUAGAAUUGAAAGCCGAAGAUCACGUUCUUGAAAUCGGAUGUGGUUGGGGAGCUGCUGCUAUUCGUGCCGUUCAGCGUACUGGAUGCAAAUGGACUGGAAUCACCAUCUCCAGGGAACAGCUAGAAUGGGGACAAAGAAAGGUUGUAGAGGCUGGACUCGAGGGAAGAAUCGAGCUUCGAUUCCAGGAUUACAGAUUAGUGAAAGAAAAAUACACUCGUGUCGUGUCCAUUGAAAUGAUUGAAGCAGUUGGAGAGAAAUAUCUUCCACAGUAUUUCCAAAUCAUCAACGAUGUUCUCACUGCUGGAGGAAUCGCAGCUCUUCAGGCCAUCACUUGUCCAGACGCCUAUUACGACCAGUACCGUUCUUCUUCUGAUUUCAUUAAGAAGUAUAUCUUCCCUGGAGGUCAUUUGCCAUCUCUGGGUGCCAUUUCUCAAUCUCUUCCAAAGACCUUGAAACAGACUGAUCUAUUUAGCAUGGGUCAUCAUUAUUCAAUGACAUUGGAACAUUGGUUCUUUGCCUGGAUGAAAGCCAAAGAAGAGAUUGAGACAAAGUUCAAGCUGCCAGAUGAUUUCCAUCGCAGAUGGCAAUUCUACUUCUGCCUAUGCGCUGCUCUCUUCUCCUACGACCACAUUGAUGUCGUUCAACUGACAUUCAAGAAGGACAAGACUAACUGA